AUGACUAAAAGGAAAGUAAGUCAAACUAAAUUAAUCAAUGUAUUACGACUUGAACUAGAUGCCGAUGGAUCACUUAGCAAAGAAAAACAAUAUAUAAGACUUCCACCACCUGUUAGUCCUUAUAUAUUACGAUUUAACGUUCGUGCCGGUUCGAUAGCUUCUCACAGGGGAAUCCUUUACAUUAACUAUCCAAUCGAUGGGUUUCCGAUUGAAUUCACGAGACCUCUCAAUAUCGACAUAGUCAUUCAAAGAUCAGGUGCAUAUGAAUUCUACGUGGAAUAUAAAGAAUUAAAUUCAAAGUUGACGAAAUCAUCUGAAAAAAGUUAUUUUACGGUUGAUCCGCUUUUACAUGUCAUUCCACGACAUCGAAUACUCUCAUCCGAGCCAAUUUCUUCGGAGCCAGCAGUUGCACUUCCACUCGAUGGGAUAGUUAUUCAAUCAGUUCUACCUAAACUCCUAGGAAAACUUUCUGAAUGGGAUCCUCACAUUAAAGCUAUAUCCGAUCUCGGAUAUAAUAUGAUUCAUUUUGUACCAAUGCAAAUGCGUGGUUUGUCUAAUUCACCUUACUCCAUAUUUGAUCAAUUAUCAUUUUCGAAUGAUUUAUUCGAACCUGAAGAUCUUUUGAAGGAUCCCAAUGAAAGAAUUGAAAUUGUUCAAAACACAAUAAAGAAAAUUGAGCAAGAAUAUGGUAUUCUCAGUGUGACUGAUAUUGUUUGGAAUCAUACUGCUUGUAAUAGUAGCUGGCUUGAAGAACAUCCCGAAGCUGGAUAUAACUUGAUUAAUUCGCCUCAUUUAACUCCUGCUUAUGAACUUGAUGCUUCAUUACUUGAAUUUUCUUCUAAUCUUGCUAAUUUGGGGUAUCCAACAUUGAUUAAGAACGAGGAAGAUUUGGAUUUAAUUGUCGACGGUAUUAAAGAACACGUGAUUAAUAAACUUCGCUUGUGGGAAUACUAUGUCAUAGAUGUUAAAGAAGCUGUAAAUGAGUUUAAGGAAGCAUUAAACAAACCGUGGCCAUCUUUUAGAGAAGACAUUGAUCUUGCUGCCCUAUCUCUUAAAGAGCAAGCAAAAUUGUUAAAUGAUAAGGCUCUUUAUUACAAAGGAACCUUUGGUCAUAGAUUUUAUAAAAAGUUAAACUGCGAGAGUUCAAUUGCAUUUGUUCUCAGUUUGAUUAAAUCCGAGAAAAAUCAUAAAUGUGUCGAUGGUAUUAUAGUGGAUGAUAAACCAACCAAAACUUAUAAACUAGUUUCAAAGAAAUUGUCAGAUGAUGAUGUCAAGAAGAUAGAUAGAUUUGUAAAUUCGGUUGAUGACAAGUCGAAAAAAAAGAAUUCAAAUGAAGUAUCGAUUGUCAACGUCACAGAAAAAAAGAAUUCAAGUGAAGGAUCGGAU
Molecule: messenger RNA, 1386 nt
Organism: Funneliformis caledonium
Lineage: Eukaryota; Fungi; Glomeromycota; Glomeromycetes; Glomerales; Glomeraceae
Source: the annotation of a GenBank genome assembly